Molecule: messenger RNA, 676 nt
Organism: Acyrthosiphon pisum (pea aphid)
Lineage: Eukaryota; Metazoa; Arthropoda; Insecta; Hemiptera; Aphididae
Product: vitelline membrane protein Vm26Ab-like
Source: RefSeq, marked provisional
AUCAGUCAAUCUACGAUCGUACACAUCGUUGAAAACUUUCAAGACACCAACAAACUCGUCAAAAACAAAAUCACCAUGCAAUUCCAAGUGUCUUUCGCCCUCAUCGCUAUGAUCGUGUGCUUCGCCGCCGCCGCCGAAGAUGCCAAAUCCGCAUCCGACAAGUCCGCGGCCACCAAGUCUGUCACCGACAGAAGCAAACGUGGCCUGUACGCUCCACUUAUCACCUCUCCGUAUGCUCCAGCCUACACAGCGCCAUACGCAGCUCCAUACACCGCCCCUUACGCUGCCCCGUACGCUGCCCCUUACGCCGCCUCUUAUGUUGCCCCUUACGCAGCACCGUACGCCGCUCCAUACGUAGCAUCCCCUUACGCAGUCGCCGCCCCAUACACUUCUUCAUACGUGUCUUCUUACGGAGCUUACCCAUACGGUUAUGCAGCUUCACCAUACGGUUUCUACUAAUCAACAACAACUUCUUCAAGAUCGACAUAUUAUUAUUGAUAUACACCUUUAUUAUGUCAAUUAUAUAUACCGUAAUACGAAAACACAUAAAUUCAAUUAAAUAUAAUUUUGUAUUUGAAAAAAAAUUAUACACAGCAGUGCACUGUACCUAACUAAUAUAGGUACGUAUUUUCUUGUAGUUUUGUUAUUUUGUAAAUAAAUAUAUCUUAAAAUCAUA